CUUUUGGUUUGAACGUUUGGUAGGAAAUCAUGUUGACUCAUCUUAUUUCCACUUCAACGUUACAACUAUUCUAAGAUAAACCACUCUCUCUCUCUCUCUCUCUCUCUCUCUCUCUCUUCACUGUUCACUCUUCUGUGUGCCAAAACCACUCACAAGUUGCCACCACAAUUCAUCUCUCAGGUUUCUUCACUAUUUCAAUAUUUCUGUCACUUCAAUUCAAUUUGUAGUAAUGGAAUCUUGGAGUUAUAUCCCUGAAGAGAGAAGCUAUUUGUUUUCUGAUGAAAUGGAUUUUUCACUUGAUGCUUUUAUGAGAAGUAGAAAACCCUUGGUUGAAUGGGAAAACAAAUCUUCAUGUAACUUUGAGAGAGAUGGAUUUAAUUCAGAUAGAGAGGUAGUUAAAAGUAUGGAAUUUGUAGACUUGGGAUUUCCUAUGGAAUCUUCUAGGACUGUUCGUGGUUCGGUUCAGACAUCUAGCUGUGAGCUGGAUAGUAAUAAUUCUAGUAAAAGAGAGAAUUCCUCGGUCCAUGUUAUUGCUUUUGAUUCAUCUUUUGCGGAAGAAGAUUCUGAGGCAAAGCAUUUAAGUUCUCGAGUUGAAUCGAAAAAUCAUGAUUCUUCGUUGAUUGAUUUGAAGCUAGGGAGAUUAGUAGAUUGUCGAGGUGGGGGCAGUGAUAGAGAUGGAAAAACAUUCACUUCUGAAUCUAUGCCGAUACAUCAAAACGUGUUAGCCAAGAGAUCCCGCACUUCUAGCUUACCUGCUUUGGCUCCUGUAUGCCAAGUUUAUGGUUGUAAUAUGGAUCUUAGCUCCUCGAAAGAUUACCACAAAAGGCAUAAAGUUUGUGAUGUUCACUCCAAGACAGCUAAAGUUAUCGUCAAUGGUGUUGAACAGAGGUUUUGUCAGCAGUGCAGCAGGUUCCAUCUAGUAGCUGAGUUCGACGAUGGUAAGCGCAGUUGUCGCAGGCGUCUAGCUGGACACAAUGAGCGCCGAAGGAAACCUCAGUUUGAUUACAUGACUAGUAAACAACACAAGAUUCUUCAGUCAUAUCAAGGUACUAACAACUUUUCCUUUCAAGACAUAUUUCAAAGUGGAAUCCUUUUCCCAGAAAAGCAUGAUCAAAUCUCUCAAAGUGGACAUAUCAAACUGGAAGAGGACCCAAUUUGCAGCCCUCAACUAGAAGCGCCCGCUACACACGGACACGAGUUAUCUAGCCAUGCUCUCUCUCUUCUGUCAGCUCAGUCACAGAAUCCGUUGCACCAAGCAGCAGGAAAUCCAUCAGCUACUUCAAGUACUUUUUUUCGGGACAUCCGCACGCAAGAUAGAGGUGACCAAGUUUCUGAAACACCAUUGAUGACAAGCUCAAUGAAUAAACAUGAACGAAAUGAGUCUUUUCCAUGUGGGAUAAACUCUAAGGAAAAUAUCAAAUCUGAACAUGGUGGCACUGUUGAUCUGUUUCAAUUGUCUUCUAACCUUCAAAGGGUGGAGAAGCAAAGAAAUUCUGUUUUGGUAAAAUGGGAAAAUGAAGAUUGUUGUUUCUCAAACGUGUAAAGGCUUUUAUAAGCCUAAUGUGUCAUGUAACUGAUUCAAUUUGUUGAUACUUUAUUUUUAUGAUAUAUUUUGGUGAGAUUUUUCCUCACGUGGAUGGACUUGUUAAUGGCUCAGUAUGGAUCAAUGAUAGGUAGAAAAAUGAGGGAUAUCAAUGUUGGUAGAAGUUGAGAGAAAAUCCAACUUUGUAACACCAAAA
This is a messenger RNA of Medicago truncatula (barrel medic), 1739 nucleotides long. RefSeq names its product squamosa promoter-binding-like protein 6. Bases 230 to 1543 code for a protein of 437 amino acids. NCBI's taxonomy places the organism in Eukaryota, Viridiplantae, Streptophyta, Magnoliopsida, Fabales, Fabaceae. The record is from RefSeq and is a predicted model, not a curated record. Gene Ontology annotation, cellular component: nucleus. The transcript is spliced from 4 exons. Gene Ontology annotation, molecular function: DNA binding.